Messenger RNA from Quercus robur (English oak), 1335 nucleotides. Its product is annotated as vacuolar iron transporter homolog 4-like. Gene Ontology annotation, molecular function: manganese ion transmembrane transporter activity; iron ion transmembrane transporter activity. The transcript has a single exon. The coding region runs from base 515 to 1189 and encodes 224 amino acids. Lineage: Eukaryota; Viridiplantae; Streptophyta; Magnoliopsida; Fagales; Fagaceae. Gene Ontology annotation, cellular component: membrane. Gene Ontology annotation, biological process: intracellular manganese ion homeostasis. The record is from RefSeq and is a predicted model, not a curated record.
UUUCCAGAUUGGUUCACCUUAUCUAGAUCACAUAUGCAACUGUUUGAGCCCUAUGGCAUUCAGUUCUAUGCGUCCCUCAAAGUUUCAACUUUUUUUUUUUUGUUUAUUACGAAGAUGUCCAAAACUCUUCGAGCAAUCUAUUUCAUUAGUAGUAGUGCUCCAUUCCACACGCACCAAAUAAUUAAUCCCCCAACGUAAGGCAUUAUUGACUUCACUAGAUCUUGGAAAAGACUAGACCAACCUCAAUUCAUAGUUUCAACAUUCUUUAGUUAAUGAGGCAGCCGCUGCCAUAGUGUUAGUAGGUAGCAUUGUAAUUCUCUUCUCAAAUAAUGCUGGUUUAGUGGUUUUCUUUUUUAUCCUUUUGGUUUUCAUUAGUGGCCAUACCCCACUUUUGCCUCCGUAGCUGGGGGUCUCCAUCCAUAAAUACGCUUCUUGGGGGCGUGUGUUCUCCACACCUCUCCAUUUCCUCCUUCCUCAGCAGCUAAUUUAGCUACUUCCCAACCUUUUUUUUUUCAUGGCAUCCAACGUCCAAACAUCCCUGAAUGGUGCUAAAUUCACCAUUCCCACCACUCAUGACCUGGAGCAAUCAACAUUGGAGACGGAAGCCAAGGAAUUUGAUUACUCAAAAAGAUCCCAAUGGUUACGUGCAGCUGUGUUAGGAGCCAACGAUGGGCUGGUCUCAACAGCUUCAUUGAUGAUGGGUGUUGGAGCAGUUAAACAAGACAUUAAGGCCAUGAUACUUACUGGGUUUGCAGGCCUUGUUGCUGGGGCUUGUAGCAUGGCCAUAGGAGAGUUUGUGUCUGUGUACUCACAGUUGGAUAUAGAGGUGGCCCAGAUGAAAAGAGAGAAGCAAAAGGGUGAGCUAGGUGGAGAAAGAUCAGAAGAGGAAGAAGAUGGUGAAAAAGAGAGUUUGCCAAACCCUUUGCAAGCCGCAGCAGCAUCAGCUCUUGCCUUUUCUGCGGGUGCAAUGGUUCCAUUACUUGCAGCUUCGUUCAUAAAAGAGUAUAAGGUAAGAGUAGGAGUGGUGGUGGGUGCAGUGAGCUUGGCUUUGGUGGUAUUUGGGUGGUUGGGUGCUAUGUUAGGUAAGGUACCAUUGCUUAGGUCUGUACUGAGGGUUCUGAUUGGAGGUUUGCUUGCUAUGGCUAUAACUUUUGGGUUAACCAAACUGAUUGGAUCAAGUGGGCUGUAAUAUCAGACCCCCAACCUCUUCCAAUCUUAGUUUGUGUUUGCCUGAUGGGAUAUGUAAUGCGUUCUUUUCCCUUUCUUUUGUAACUUUGUCCCCUUUCCCCACUCUUACCAAAAGCUAUAAAAGUAGUUUAUCAUGGUUUAUGACCA